AUGUUCGUUUUGCGCGUAACUAAGAGCCGUAAAUUAUCGGUUGUCACAUGGGCGACAUGUCCAACUGCUUGGAAAGAGCAACACCAUCGUAGUGACCACGAUGGUCCUACCCUAAUAUUACAAGCGGUCGCGUAUCAAGAUUUAUGGAUUUGGCAUGCGUACUUUGGCAUAGCGGGUGCGAACAAUGACAUCGCAGUUUUACAAUCUUCGAAUCUUUUAGACCAUGUCAUAGAUGGUGUUGCACCAGAUACUUCAUUCUAUGAAAACAACGUGGAGUAUAAGUAUGGGUACUAUCUCACAGACGGUAUUUAUCCGGAGUGGGCAACGUUUGUGAAAACUCUUUCGUGGCCAGAUGACGAGAAAAGAAUGUAUUACAAGAAGAAACAAGAGUCCGCAAGAAAAGAUGUUGAGCGGGCUUUCAGUGUGUUAAAAAUGAGAUGGUCUAUCAUUGCCCACCGUCGAGAUAUUGGAGGACUUGGACAGAGUGUUUUGUGGAGAAAGUUAUGA
Helianthus annuus (common sunflower) is the source of this 507-nucleotide messenger RNA. RefSeq lists its product as uncharacterized. The record is from RefSeq and is a predicted model, not a curated record. The transcript has a single exon. NCBI's taxonomy places the organism in Eukaryota, Viridiplantae, Streptophyta, Magnoliopsida, Asterales, Asteraceae. The coding region runs from base 1 to 507 and encodes 168 amino acids.